Messenger RNA from Acanthoscelides obtectus, 2485 nucleotides. The record is from the annotation of a GenBank genome assembly. Lineage: Eukaryota; Metazoa; Arthropoda; Insecta; Coleoptera; Chrysomelidae.
AUAGAAACGCAGCGGUGCAGUUGAAGUGUCACCUUCCUUUAAAUAUCCAGCUUAAUAUUCGAUAUUUAAUAACAUUAUACUGCCUUCAGAAUUAACCAGUAUCCAUGUCUUCAUCUUCCUCCAAUUCGGAUAAAGAAGAACAAGACCUACUAACAACAGCAAUCGGAAACUUUGGAAGAUGGCAGCUGAAAAUAUCAUUAUUGAUGGCGUUAUUGAAAUUUCCUAUAGCAUGGUUCACACUAAGUAUUGUGUUCCUAGCACCACCGACGAACUUCUGGUGCAAGCAGCUACCCCAAUAUGCUUACAUGGACGAUGAAACAUGGAAAAAUUAUUCGAUACCUAGCAACAGUACACCAAAGCAGGAGGGAUUAAAUUCUGGAUAUUGCUUAAUGAAUGAUUUAACUGGUAACGAAAUGACAGUCCCAUGCCAAAAUGGAUUCAGCUAUAACAAGUCGGUCUUCGUUAAAACAAUUAUAUCGGAGUGGAACCUAGUAUGUGGACGACAACGUUUGAUAGACUUAUCGCAAAUAUCUCUGAUGAUUGGAAUACUCACAGGUAAUUUACUUUUUGGGGUACUAGCAGACAGGCAUGGACGAAAAACUGUACUAAUGGUAUGUAUUUUCCUCCAAUCACUCUUUGGCAUUCUAGCAUCUUGGAUACCAUGGUACUGGGGAUUCAUCAUCAGCAGGUUCCUUCUAGCCAUUUCCAAUGGAGGCACAAUAGUGACGUCAUUCGUGAUGUGCAUGGAAAUAGUAGGCGGAAAAUGGAGAACUAUAGUGCCUAUAUUAUAUCAGAUACCAUUUGGCUUUGGAAAUUCAAUAAUGGCUGGAGUAGCAUAUUUCCUCAGGGAUUGGAGAUAUUUUCAUUUCACAUUGUCAGUUUUGGCAUGUAUCUAUAUCGUUUAUAUUUGGUGUAUUCCUGAAUCACCGAGGUGGUUGAUAGCAGCAGGCAGAAAAGAGGAGGCAAUUACCAUACUCCGUAGAGCUGCAUCGGUGAACAGAAUAGAUCCGAGAAUUAUUGAAACUUCCAUGAUUGAAAUAUCCAAUUCGACAAAAUCAAACAAAGAAGCUACAAACUCUUCGCUUGCUGCUUUGUUCAGCACACCAAAAUUGAGGAAACGGAGCAUCAUCUUAUACACCAACUGGGGCUUAACAGGCAUUACCUUCUACGCUUUUUCUCAAUAUAUCGGACACGUCAGCACGAAUAUCUUUCUCACCGUGUCGACAGGUGGUUUGAUAGCGUUUCCCGGGACAAUUUUAUGCAUCUACCUGAUUAGUAGAUACGGAAGGAAAUACACUAUAUCCACUUCUUACUUCAUUCUUGCUGGUUGCUGUUUGGGAAUACUGUUCAUACCAAAAGGAAAGUUUCCGUACGACUGGCCUAGAGUCGGUUUGGCAGCUCUUGGAAUUGUCGGAAAAUCGGUAUCAGUUCCCGCUCUAUAUCUCUUCACUGGAGAGCUCUAUCCUACUAUCCUGAGAAACGCUGGGGUAGGGGUAUCAGUGAUGUUUUCGCGUCUAGGCUCAAUGAUAGCACCUUUGAUCAUUUCCUUAGAGGAACUGUCUCCAUUUCUUCCUCUCUUGGUGCUCGCGAUAGCUUCAAUUGCAGAAGCAAUUCUUGUACUACCUUUGCCAGAAACUAAAGGAGCUAAACUACCGGAAACUAUUGACGAUUUGGAUGACCCAAAAAGUGAAGUGGAAGAAAAGAAGGGUGAAUACAGAUCUGUAUCUAAGGAUUGAAAUGUGGUAGUGAAUGUCAAUAUUAAACCGCAGGUGGCAUCUUGAUGUCGGUGAAUAAGCGCACAGUUGAUUUGUAUACACAACUGUACCAAAUGGCUUGGAUAGAGGUACAACAGAUGUAGGUCUCUGAUUAUCUCACGUUGCGUUUUAAACUAGAUUUAUGCACUGCAAUGACAAAAAUCAACGAUCUGUUUUGACUGACCUGUAUCCUAAAUUCGCAUGUUUUCAGAAAUACCUGGAUUAUAAAUAUUCGAUCUGGGAAUGUAGUCACCUUGCGCAUCAAUCAUAUCUACCCCAGCGGACAUAAGUAAAUGUUUUAUUGUACAAGGCCGUGUACAAAACAACAUUUAUCUGGAUACGUUGUUUUUUAUCUCGCAGUCAGAAAUGAAAUUAAUUUCUCUCAUUAGAGUUGUCAAGAACAUGAAAAUUAUUUCACAUUAGUUUACUGACGAAAAAGGAGAUUUACACCACUUUAUGAACUAAAGUUAUUCAAAUGGAAAUUAAAACAACGCGAGAAUUGCAUUGAAAAUUACCCGUCGCCAUAUGACUUCAAAAUGGGUAUUAGAGGAGGGAGCUCAAAAUCAGAUUGUUCAGAUUAUUUAAUUGAAAAAAAAAAACAUGCCACAUUUACUUUGUACUUAAUGAUAAUAUUUCACAGUUAUAAAUUAUAAUUAAAUUAAAUUGUGCAAUUUAAACUAAGAACUUGUUUAUAAGAUAAAAUCGCAAUCAAACCUGUAUCUAUAUGGGCC